Molecule: messenger RNA, 3735 nt
Organism: Prosopis cineraria
Lineage: Eukaryota; Viridiplantae; Streptophyta; Magnoliopsida; Fabales; Fabaceae
Exons: 19
Coding region: 596-3514 (972 amino acids)
Biological process (GO): carbohydrate metabolic process; glucosylceramide catabolic process
Cellular component (GO): membrane
Molecular function (GO): glucosylceramidase activity; beta-glucosidase activity
Source: RefSeq, a predicted model, not a curated record
ACACGCUACAGUCCAAAUCAACGAAACCUCCCUCCCAUAUGCAAAACACCCCAAAAUAUUUUAGGGCGAGAAAAUAGAAAAAGGCCAGGGAUUAUCAGCUUAUUGGGAGGGAAAGAGGUCUCUCGAAUCACUCCUGGCGAUCCGAGUUUCGAAAUCCAGUGACUCGGUGAUACAGGCGGCUUCUUCUCUGCUCGCCACGCAUCUACGCAACUGUGCCUGUUCGGCAUUUUUUUAUUCCCUCAAUUGUCGCUCCUUUCUCUUGUACCAAUCGAGUUUGUUUUUCUAUAACGGGGGAUGUCAGCCCGCUAGAUUUUCGAUCCUUGUUGUCAAUGUCCGAUUCGAAAGUUGAAACUGCUUCGUUUUGGAGGCCUUUGGGUACGGAUUUGAUCAGUUUGAAGGCAAACUUAUUUUUAGUUUUUUGAAUUUCUGGGAGGGAAAUUCAGUGAGCUGUGAAGAUUUUGAUUGAAUUGGACGAUAAGAUCUCGGAUAGAUUUGGAUAAAAUUCCACGACGGCUUCUUCCUAGUGAUUUGUGAUCUGUCAGUGAUCGGAGGUUUCCUUGGUUCUUGGUUCUGUGUAGAUUUGCUAUUUGUCAACAUGAUGACCACUAAUCUUUUUCACUGUAGAAAGAAUUCGUGGCCGCCUGAAGAGUAUAUCAGUAAAUUCACUUUACAGCUGCUUGAUUUUGAUAGUGCUGCCCCACCCGAACAAGCUUGGAGGAGAAGACUAAACAGCCAUGCCAAUAUCCUUAAAGAAUUUAGUGUGACUUUUAUGGAAGCAAUAAAGAUGGUUCGACUAGGCAUACGGAUAUGGUCAUAUGUCAGGGAAGAGGCUUCUCAUGGAAGGAAAGCACCUAUAGAUCCUUUCACUCGAGAAAGUUGCAAGCCAUCUGCAUCUCAAGGAGUUCCACUUGGAGGGAUGGGGAGCGGCAGCAUAUCAAGAGGAUUCAGAGGCGAGUUCCGACAAUGGCAAAUUUUACCUGGUUUAUGUGAAGCUUCACCUGUCAUGGCUAACCAGUUUUCUAUUUUUAUUAGCAGAGAUGGAGGGAACAAAAGCUUUGCAUCGGUUCUGGCUCCUGGUCAGCAUGAAGGGUUAGGGUCUCGCAAGAAGGGCGAUGAUCAUGGUAUAUCAUCAUGGGGCUGGAAUCUGAGUGGCCAGCAUUCAACUUAUCAUGCUCUAUUCCCAAGAGCUUGGACGAUAUAUGAUGGUGAGCCGGACCCAGAACUAAAAGUGUCUUGCCGGCAGAUAUCCCCAUUCAUACCACACAAUUAUAAAGAAAGUAGUCUUCCUACUGCUGUUUUUGUUUAUACGUUGGUAAACACUGGCAAGGAGAGAGCUAAAGUCAGCCUUCUAUUUACUUGGGCGAAUUCCAUUGGUGGAGUCUCACAUUUGUCAGGAGAUCAUGUGAAUGAACCAUUCAUAGCUGAAGAUGGAGUUUCUGGUGUACUUCUACAUCACAAGACAGCAAAGGGAAACCCUCCUGUUACAUUCUCCAUAGCUGCUUGCGAAACACAGAAUGUAAGCGUUUCUGUUUUACCAUGUUUUGGGCUGUCUGAAGGAAGUAUCACAACAGCAAAAGAUUUGUGGGGUAAAAUGGUGCAGGAUGGACAAUUUGACCGGGAGAAUUUUAAUGCUGGACCUAGCAUGCCUUCAUCACCAGGAGAGACGCUCUGUGCUGCUGUCUCAGCUUCUACAUGGGUGGAACCUCAUGGAAAGUGCACUGUGGCGUUUGCUCUUGCAUGGUCAUCUCCAAAAGUAAAGUUUGUGAAAGGCAGCACUUUCAACAGGAGAUACACAAAAUUCUAUGGAACUUCUGAGAAAGCUGCAAUGAACCUGGUGCAUGAUGCCUUGACAAAUUACAAACGGUGGGAAGAAGAGAUUGAGAAAUGGCAAAGUCCUGUUCUUGAGGAUGAAAAGCUUCCAGAAUGGUACAAGUUCACAUUGUUUAAUGAACUCUACUUUCUGGUUGCUGGUGGAACAAUUUGGAUUGAUUCUUCUUUGCGAUCUGCUUGUGUGAAAAGUGAGCCAUAUCAAGUAACAGAGUCAGAAAAUGCAAAUGUGGAAGUAACUGAAGCUCGAGUGAACAGACUAGGUGCAGUUGUUGAGUGCACAACAGAUAGUGCCCAAAAUACUGCUACAACAGGACAAAAUCACAAGGAUGAGUUUGUGGCUCCUCUCAGAAAGGAAAAUCCCACUGGCACUUUGCAGACCUUAACGAUGAUGGACCAGCAAUGUGAUAGCAAUGACGAGGAUGUGGGCAGGUUCUUGUACCUGGAAGGUUUGGAAUAUAUCAUGUGGUGCACAUAUGAUGUCCACUUCUAUGCUUCAUUUGCCCUUCUUGAGCUCUUUCCUAAGAUUGAGCUGAAUAUUCAACGUGAGUUUGCUAAAGCUGUCCUGUGUGAAGAUGGAAGAAAAGUGAAGUAUUUGGCGGAGGGAAAUUGGGGGAUUCGUAAAGUUAGAGGAGCUGUGCCUCAUGAUCUGGGGACACAUGAUCCAUGGAACGAAAUGAAUGCAUAUAACAUCCAUGAUACUAGUAAGUGGAAAGAUUUGAACCCAAAAUUUGUACUUCAAGUGUACCGAGAUUUUGCUAAAACUGGUGAUAUGUCAUUUGGAGUUGAUGUAUGGCCUGCUGUUCGAACUGCAAUGGAGUACAUGGAUCAAUUUGAUAGGGAUGGUGAUGGUCUUGUUGAAAACGAUGGAUUCCCUGAUCAAACAUAUGAUACGUGGACAGUUCAUGGGGUGAGUGCAUAUUGUGGUUGUCUUUGGCUUGCGGCUCUUCAAGCUGCAGCUGCAAUGGCUCUUCAAUUAGGUGACACAGAUUUUGCUGAGACAUGCAAAAGAAAAUUUUUGAAGGCUAAACCUGCAUUUGAAGAAAAACUUUGGAAUGGCACUUAUUUUAACUAUGACAGUGGGUCAAGUAGUAACAGUAAAUCCAUUCAAGCAGAUCAACUGGCUGGGCAGUGGUAUACUGCAUCCUCAGGGUUGUCUCCCCUUUUCGAUGAUUUCAAGAUUAGAAGUGCUCUCAAGAAAAUCUUCGAUUUCAAUGUGAUGAAAAUUAAAGGUGGCAGGAUGGGUGCUGUGAAUGGAAUGCAUCCCAACGGAAAGGUGGAUGAGACCUGCAUGCAGUCUCGAGAAAUAUGGACAGGGGUGACAUAUGGUGUUGCUGCUACAAUGAUCCUUGCAGGUAUGGAAGAGGACGCCUUCACAGCUGCUGAGGGUAUAUUUAUAGCAGGCUGGUCUGAAGAAGGAUACGGGUAUUGGUUCCAGACACCAGAGGGAUGGACGAUUGAUGGGCACUACCGGUCCCUUAUAUAUAUGAGGCCCCUCGCAAUUUGGGGUAUGCAGUAUGCAUUGAAUCUGCCUAAGGCAAUUCUUGAGGCCCCAAAAAUCAACAUCAUGGACAGGAUCCACAUAUCUCCUGCUAUUGGAGGAUUCUCUCAUAAUGAAACUACUGUGAGAAAGAUUGCGCCAAAAUCCGGCUGCUUUGGAAAUUCUGUGUUUCAUUGUGCUUGCUGAUAUUUAACAGUUUUGUACAGGUAUGUUUCAUUGAAACAAUUCCCAGUCCAGCUAUGUUGCCUGUUAGUAAUGAUGGUCAAGUUCUGGGUAGUGGUCAUUGCGUAAAUAAUGAGUUGUCAUUUUGGUGGCCUUAGUUUAAACCAUGUAGGCUUGUCUCUGUAAUUCUGACACUUUUUCUUCUUUCAAUUCUUUUCAAGGUAAUUUAAAUCGUAUUUUGCAUA